This is a messenger RNA of Metarhizium acridum CQMa 102, 1614 nucleotides long. Its product is annotated as hexose transporter hxt5. Gene Ontology annotation, molecular function: carbohydrate:proton symporter activity. The record is from RefSeq and is a predicted model, not a curated record. Gene Ontology annotation, cellular component: plasma membrane. Gene Ontology annotation, biological process: transmembrane transport; carbohydrate transport. Lineage: Eukaryota; Fungi; Ascomycota; Sordariomycetes; Hypocreales; Clavicipitaceae.
AUGGUGUCUGCCAAGAGAGAUUCGGUACACGGCGAGGCAAGCAAUGGGGAGCAGCAAAACCGAGAACCCAAGGAUGGCAAAGAUGCGCUGCUUGCCGAGCAAAAGAUUACCUUUAUAGCAUGCUUCCAAGGCGGCGUUGCCAGCUUGGGAGGCUUCAUUUUUGGAUAUAUUAGCGGUCAGAUAUCUGGCUUCUUUCUCAUGCAGGACUUCCAGGAAAGAUUUGGCGAACUACAACCCGAUGGAACCUAUGACUUCAGUGCCGCCAGGCAAGGCACCAUUGUAGGACUGGUCAGCGUUGGCGCCCUUAUAGGCUCGCUGAUUGCAGGCAAAAUGGCCGACCUCAUCGGCCGCAGGCUGACCAUUUCCGCUGCUGCCUUCUUCACCUGCGUCGGCACCGUCAUUGAGAUAUCGUCUUCGUAUCACUGGGCUCAGUUUGCCGUCGGAAGACUAGUCAGCGGCGUAAGCAUUGGCGCAUUGUCAGUCGUCGUACCCAUGUACCAGUCCGAGUGCGCUCCAGCCAUCAUCCGCGGCGUCAUCGUCGCCUCGUACCAGCUCCUCAUCACCUUGGGCAUCUGGACUGCGGAAAUGGUCAAUUGGGGAACAGAAGCGAGGACAACCAGCGCUUCAUGGCGCAUCCCAAAUGGCUUGUCCUUUGCGUGGGCUCUCAUCCUCGGCUCAACCAUCUUGUUCAUGCCCGAAAGCCCACGAUACGACUGCAGCCGUGGCCGGGUUGACCGUGCUCGCAUGGCAAUCGCCAAGCUGUCUGGCCUCGCGCCCGACUCCCAGGGCGUAAACCACCAGCUCGCCGAUAUCCAGAACAAUCUCCACGAGGAGAGCCGAAGCGCCGACCAGUUCCGGUUCAGCGAAAUCUUCACCGCGCCACGCAUGCUGUACCGCACUAUUCUCGGCAUCGUUCUCCAAGCCGGUCAGCAACUGACUGGAGCCAACUUCUUCUUCUACUUUGGGACAACCGUGUUUGCUGCCACUGGAAUCAGCAACAGCUACGUGACUCAGAUUAUCCUCGGAUCCGUCAAUGUCUUCUGCACAAUCAUUGCCUUGUGGGUGACGAAGCGGUUCGGCCGUCGCAAUACCCUGAUGAUUGGUGCCGCGUGGAUGAUGAUGUGCUUCCUUGUGUAUGCCUUUGUCGGCCAUUUUGCCCUCGACCACGACAAUCCGAUGAACACACCAAAGGCAGGCUCCGCUCUGGUCACAUUCUCAUGUCUGGCCAUCGCCGCUUUUGCCGUCAGCUGGGGUCCUUUGGUCUGGGCCGUCAAUGCAGAGUUGUACCCUCUUCGUUAUCGUAGCACUUGCAUGGGUCUGGCCACCGCCUCCAACUGGUUAUGGAACUUUUUGAUAUCGUUUUUCACACGGUUCAUCACCGACGAGAUUGACUAUCUGUACGGUCUAGUCUUUGCAGGCUGUUGCGCUGCCCUCGUAGUCAUUGUCUUCUUCUUCGUGAUUGAAUCGAAAGAUCGCAGUCUAGAAGAGAUUGAUACAAUGUACGUCCAGAAAGUCAAUCCCAUCAAGUCUGGCCACUCUUCCGGCCAUUGGAACACGGAUGACUACCGCCAGGACAUCAGGAGGCUCAGCGGUGCUCACGCCGAGACUGACUAA